Messenger RNA from Elgaria multicarinata webbii, 4619 nucleotides. It is a transcript of the gene NUDT3, whose product is annotated as nudix hydrolase 3. The transcript has 5 exons. Gene Ontology annotation, cellular component: nucleus; cytoplasm. Gene Ontology annotation, molecular function: bis(5'-adenosyl)-hexaphosphatase activity; diphosphoinositol-polyphosphate diphosphatase activity; endopolyphosphatase activity. Lineage: Eukaryota; Metazoa; Chordata; Lepidosauria; Squamata; Anguidae. The record is from RefSeq and is a predicted model, not a curated record. Gene Ontology annotation, biological process: diadenosine hexaphosphate catabolic process; diadenosine pentaphosphate catabolic process; adenosine 5'-(hexahydrogen pentaphosphate) catabolic process. The coding region runs from base 440 to 952 and encodes 170 amino acids.
AGAGUGGAGAGCAAUUCCUAAUCUUCGGUUACGCUGCUUCCGCAGCAGUCGUUGGAAGAGAAGUACCAGCCAGCGCCUUUCUCCGCUUGCUGCCUCUGCGCCGUUGGCGUAGCAUGCCCCAAGAUGGCGUCGCGGUCGUCGUCGUUGGCGGCGGUGGCCGGAGCGCUGGCAUCAGCUGCGGUGCCGACGUGGGAAGAGUUGAGAGGGGCAAUGAGGCGGCGGGUGGAGGGUGGCAGCAUUAGUAGCGAGUAGCGGCUGCAGAGAGGGUCUCUCCUCCCCCGGCCACUGUGAGGCAGAGGCUCCCCGGGAUAGCGGGUCCCCCGCCCCCCUCAGGCAGGGAGACCCCGACCUUCCCUUGUGUGGAGCCGACACCCUUUUCCCGGCCCAUCUCGCUGCUGCCUCCCCGGUGGGUCUUCCCACCCCUUCCCCGGAGCGGAGGAUGAUGAAGCUCAAGUCCAACCAGACUCGCACCUACGACGGGGACGGAUACAAGAAACGGGCGGCUUGCCUCUGCUUCCGCAACGAGAGCGAGGAAGAGGUGCUGCUAGUGAGCAGUAGUCGUCAUCCAGAUAGAUGGAUUGUCCCAGGAGGUGGUAUGGAGCCUGAAGAGGAGCCUAGUGUGGCUGCUGUGCGGGAGGUUUGUGAAGAGGCUGGAGUGAAAGGGACAUUAGGAAGAUUAGUAGGAAUAUUUGAGAACCAGGACAGGAAACACAGAACAUACGUUUAUGUACUAAUUGUCACAGAAGUAUUGGAAGACUGGGAGGAUUCUGUGAAUAUUGGAAGGAAAAGGGAAUGGUUUAAGAUAGAUGAUGCCAUAAAAGUUCUGCAGUAUCACAAACCUGUGCAGGCCUCAUAUUUUGAAACCUUGAGGCAAGGCUAUUUGGCGAACAACGGCACUCCUGUUGUCACCACAUCAUUCUCAAAUGAGAGCGCACUGUCUGACAUCAGAUGACUGAAGAUUUCCUAUAAGAGAAAUAGAUUUUGAAAAGUAGACUGAAACGCGGAUUUCCCUUCUUCCCCUCUUCUCGCCGCUUUCACAUGCUUCGUCUGUCAAACAAGACAUGUGCAGCAGCCUUUGGCAGUGCAAAUGUUUGAGUGUUGCAUUCUAGUGCAAAGUGGGGUUUUCUUGCUUUUUCUUGGAUAUGUAUUUUGUAAAACACAUCUUGUGCAUGAAGUGCCCCUUCCCUAUUAACAACAUUUUGACAACCUGAAGAGCAAGGCUGCUAGCUUCACUUACGCCUUGUCUUCUGAAAUGUUCCUGUGUGUUGUCCAGCCAUAGCCAGACUUCUAAUAUUUUCAGUUACAGAAGGCUGCAAAUGUGAGAUCAGUCCUUUACGUCUUAGAUUUUGUACAGUAAGGUGCCGUUGAGAUCCGUGUGGUGGCCACUUUCUCAGCUCAUGCAUGUAACCUUUUUUUUAGAUUGAGAAAUCUAACACUUUGAUUUUGCAGGAUUUUUUUUUAAAAAAACCAUGGGCUACUUCUAUAAAGGAGGGCUUCAUAAUCUUGUUUGCCUUGUUUUUUAAAAGAAACUUUUUGUGACAGUGCUGGUGGCUGGGCCAGAUUGACUCCCUGCACCCCACUCCCUGACCUAAAGUUAUUAUAGUAGUGACACUUGAAGGAGAAGGCCAAGUUACAAUCACUUGCGGACAUCCCUGGUGCUCCGUUCUUUCUACAGUUUCAGCCAAUAUGUCAUCUUCUGACAAUGGACAGAAGCACAAGGAAUUGGUCACCACUUACUCAAAAGCAUAUGGCCUCAGAAACUAAAUGAAUUCCAGCCUCAAUAAAUAGGAAUCAGGGAUUCAAAAUGAGUUUAAAAACUAAUGAACCGGAGCAUCAAGCACCAAUGCUUUCUGCUGGUGUGGAAUUCUUUCUCUUCCUGCUGCAUACUGCUGAUACUUUUUCUUGUCCACAUGCCUUACACUAUACUGAACUGGAUAUUGUAAUUUGUGCUAAAGCAUUGGAUUAUACUUUGAGUGUUACUGCAUGGUGGGACAGUCACAUUGGGUCCCUGAAAAGAACUCCCAGGGGAAAACGUCAGGUGUCCAACCUCCUUUGUCUGUAGCAUUACAGCACUUGUAAAUGCACCACAGAGCAUGCACAAAAUUGUAAACUUUAUCCCUCAGUGGCAAAGGUACAACUGGCUCCCAAGCAGAAAUGCUGGUGUGGAGAACUGUGUCAUUUUAAUAGGAUAGUUAACCUGAUGCAUCGGCACGUCACAUUUUUGUUUCUAUUGAUGUAUGUUUCAUGCUGUCUUGAUUUGCCAACAGUGUUGUCUAGUUGGGAGACUUUGGAAAGGGCUGUGGGAGGGGGUGGGAUUGGGAAGGUUUGGGGAGGGGCAUUAGUUAAUCCCUGGCUUGGGACAGGACCUAGUUGCUAUAUUUGGUGACUACUUCUUUGUCAGAGUAUAGCCAAGAUGUGAAAUUAAAUCUGCAGUACUCUUAUUUAACUGAUCAUUCUGUGAUCACAAAAAUAUCCUUAAACAGUCAUGCAGCCUGAAGUAAAGAACAUUUGUAUACUUCCUACUUUGGAAAGUUGCUGUGAAAUUCAAGAUCCAAUUUUAUUUCUUUGCUUGAAUUCCCUACUUUCAGUGAAUGGAAUAGCAUUCCAUAGUAUGGGAUCACUAAUGUCAAAAGCUUUACCCAGGAGAAGGCUGAGAGGCAUUUUUCAAGAAGUGGCUUAAACUUGAACAUCUAGAACAAAUCUGAAAUUAUGCUAUGCCACUUCACUGCCCUUCAUCUUAAAAAUCAAACAAUAAACAAUUAACUACAAAGGGCUUGACUAGUGUCUUGAAAUGUAUAAUAUGAUUUCUCCUACUAAGGUGUAUGUGGCACUUGCCAAUAUAGCAAACUGUUGCCUUCAGCUAAAGGUCUUUUGUCUCAUUGAAUAGAUUAGGACAUGAACGUUUGUUUAAAAGAGAACUGAGAGUCCUGAAAGGGUGACUGCAGUUUUAAUAUCUACAGCAUGCACACUUUUUAAAAACUCUAAAAUGUUUUAUAGGGCUGUUAAACUGACAAUUUAGGAUAGAAUAUUGUUAAUGAUUUGCUAACAGCUUUUUUUGAGGGGGGGAGGGGGGAUGUCAGGAAAAAUAAAUUGUGCCAAGGAAGUAGUUAAUGUGGGAUGGAUUGAUGCUGUUUAUGCAACUGCAUUGAGUGGCCGAUGUUUGCCUUCUAAACUGGAAAUGGAAGAUGCAGCUCUUGGGUACAGAUAGUCUGGAUUCUUCAAUUGUGUAUUUUAACUUAGUCCUCACUCCUGUUUACUAAACCCCACAUUUUCACUGCUUUUAAUGCACUAGAGUUCACAGCUUUCCCAAUAUCUCAGGGUAUUCUGUAAUAAAUGAGACAUGAAACUACUUAGUAAUUUAAAUGGAAUUAUCACAUCAACUCACCUUUUCAGAGCAUGUAUAAUUACACUGGAACAUCCUGCAUUGGCAGACCAUACAUCUAAAAAUAAGUAGUGGGUGUUUUCUAUUCAAAUGCAAUCCAGUGCUAAGUAGGUAGACUGAGCCUUGGUUUAGAGUGAAAACAUCUUAAACCGUCAGUUAAUUUAGACUUCAUGCUGGGCUUCAACAUAACAGGCAACUUUCUUUGGUUGUUAUUUGCAAAACUCUUAGAUUUAUUUACUAUAAUCAAGGAGGAAAGUAAAAUGUGCUUAAUAGUCCAUUCUUUCCCUACAAUAAGAUUUAGAUUCAAAUCAAACUGGGCAUCAAAUAUUGUGAAGACUAUAUAUGUGCCCUUCACUCACCUCUUUUGUGUGUCCCAUGGAAAUUGGGAACCCCAGCUUUCAUUUUUAUAUUAAAAUUUCUAGUUCUUGCAGUGUAGAGAGAGGAGGUUGAAUAUUUGAAUGCAAAAAUUUGCUGAACUUGUACACUUCUUGAUUUAGACAAAUGCUGGUACGGCAUGAACAUUCUUGCAGAUUCACAUAUACAUAUUUACAAAUACUUACAAGUUCAGAUUUGGUGCUUUCUUUUCAUUUAGAUGAGAUCUAGGUGGGCCUUUGCAUUAUGUGUACAAUGUAUCAGCCCUUCUUAAUUCAGGGUUGACUGUGCUGCUUAAAACUAUUUUUGGCACUGAGUUUGCACAUAACUGCUGGGUAAUCUUAGUGAAUCUGAAAUGUAGCAUUGUGAGUGAGAGUGUACAACCUCUGCUAGAUUUUCCAGUAUGGAGAGAAAUGGAUUUUCUUUGCUAGGAGGACGAAAUCACUUCAGGCUUUCUGCAGUUAUAUCUGCCAUCCUGUUGCGUAAAAUGCAGUAGUGAUUUUCCAAUGGCAUCCCUUAUGUGUUUUCAGUGUUCAUAGAUUAGAAUGUGUGUGAUGUAGAGUAAAUAGAAUAUCCUGGAGUAUUUUGAUGUAUCUAUUACUCUUUGGGGGUUUAACCUUGAAUUAGCUCCCAUUAGAUCUUCUAAAAAUUGAGAAAUCAUCUUUGUAUGAAGAGUUUAGCCUGAAGUUACCUUCAUGAUUUUAGAUGCAGCAUAGUUUUUAUUUUCCAAAAAGCAUUGUAUUUGUUGUUAGCCAUAUUCCUAUAAUCUCAACCCUCUGUCUCCAGCCUCCAUUUCCCUCUCAAAAAGCUCAUUUUGUUUACUAGUUUAAAAAUCUGCCAAUAAAAAUAAUGGAGUGCCAUGCUA